Messenger RNA from Spea bombifrons (plains spadefoot toad), 7241 nucleotides. RefSeq names its product translocated promoter region, nuclear basket protein (gene TPR). Gene Ontology annotation, molecular function: structural constituent of nuclear pore. The record is from RefSeq and is a predicted model, not a curated record. The coding region runs from base 130 to 7125 and encodes 2331 amino acids. NCBI's taxonomy places the organism in Eukaryota, Metazoa, Chordata, Amphibia, Anura, Pelobatidae. Gene Ontology annotation, biological process: protein import into nucleus; mRNA export from nucleus. Gene Ontology annotation, cellular component: nuclear pore. The transcript is spliced from 51 exons.
CGGCCACUUUGCGCGAUACUAGUGUGUUGUUUCCCAUCAGCCCCCUUGGCUCGGGUCGGCGGCAUUUCCGACCCGUGCUUUAAUUAUUGUCCUUAGACUUUAUUCCUUUAUUAUUGAAGUCUUUGUAAGAUGGCGGGCGUCCUGCAGCAAGUGCUGGAGAAGACCGAGCUCACUAAGUUACCCAAGGCCAUUCAGAGCAAGCUAGAGCGGGCUUUCGCUGAGCAGCAAGGCGACAUAGAGAGCUUGAAGGCGCAACAUGAGAAGUUCCGAGUGGACUGCGAUCAACAAUAUUUUGAAGUUGAGAAAAGGCUGGGUCAAUGUCAGGAACGUCUUGUAUCUGAAUCACAGGAAUGCCAGAAUUUGAGAGAACAACUCAAUAAAAAAAACGAAGAGCAAAAAGAAUUAAAUGAAAAAGUGAGAGAUCUCGAGACAACCAAUGAUCGACACAUAGCUUUGCAGUCUCAACUAACAAGAACUAAAGAAUCAAUUGAGGCAGAAAAAAGGGAUUUGGUUCGCACAAAUGAAAGAAGAGCCCAAGAGCUGGAACACUUAAACGAUGAGAUUAAACGCCUUAAUGAUAAGCUCAAAGAAGCCAAUGAUGCAAAGUUAGAGCUGCAGUUAAAGCUGGAUGAGUUACAGUCAUCAGAGGUUUCUGUGAAGUAUCGAGAGAAACGUUUGGAACAAGAGAGAGAGCUCUUACAGAGUCAAAACACCUGGCUAAGUAAAGAACUGAGGUCGAAAACCGAUGAGUUGUUGGCUGUUCAGAAAGAGAAAGGAAAUGAGAUUUUGGAACUUAAAGGAAACUUGGAAAACAAAAAAGAUGAGGUUACGAGACUGGAAGAGCAGACUAAGAUCCUUAAAUCUUCUAAUGAAGAUUUGCAAAAGCAAGCGGAAGAGCUCAUGAUUAAACUAAAGGAGGUGAAAGAGCAGCAAACAAGUAUGGAAGAAAAAUUCCAUAAUGAAUUGAAUUCAAACAUUAAGUUGUGUAACCUCUACAAGAGUGCAGCUGAAGACUCGGAAGCUAAGAGUACAGAGCUCACCGGGGCGAUGGAAGAACUUCAGAAGCUUCUGAAAGAAGCAGGUGAUGCUAACAAAGCACUACAGGACCAGCUGGCGGAAAAAGAAGCGGGAAGCUUUCUGGUGGAAAAAGAGCUAGGUGAGAAAAUCCACAAUCUUGAGAGGGAACUUGAAAAUGCCAAUGACCUGCUUUCUGCCACCAAAAGAAAAGGCACACUGCUUUCUGAAGAAGAACUAACCCUGAUGUCUCCUACUGCUGCUGCAGUUGCUAAGGUUGUAAAGCCAGGAAUGAAGUUAACAGAGCUCUACAAUGCAUACGUGGAAACUCAGGAUCAGUUGCUGAUGGAAAAACAAGAAAACAAAAGAAUCAACAAGUACCUAGAUGAAAUAGUGAAGGAAGUAGAGGCCAAGGCGCCCAUUUUCAAACGCCAACGUGAAGAGUAUGAACGCAUGCAGAAAACUGUAGCAAGUUUGUCUGCCAAGCUUGAACAAGCAAUGAAGGAAAUUGAGCGAAUGCAAGAAAAUACAGAUAAGGCAAAUAAGCAUGCAUCACUUCUCGAGAGAGAGAAUCAGAGGCUAGAAUUACAAGUCACAGAUCUUUCUCAACAGAUCAGAGUAUUGUUAAUUGAGCUGGAAGAGUCCAGAGGAAACCAUAUUCAACGAGAUGAUGUGAGCUCUGCUAACAUUAGCAGCUCCUCUGAAGUGAUAUCGCAACACUUGGUAACUUACCGAAGCGUUGAAGAAUUGCAGCAGCAGAACCAGAGACUCUUGGUAGCUCUGAGAGAACUAAGUGAAACCAAGGAGAGAGAAGAACAAGAAACAACAUCUGCAAAGAUUUCUCAGCUUGAGAGAGAGUUGGAAAGUGCUGUCUCUGAACUGCAGCAGCACCGUGAAUCUCGCAAACAUCAAAUGCAAAUGGUGGAGUCUGUAGUUCGUCAGCGUGAUAUGUAUCGUAUACUUUUGGCUCAGACUGGGGUAUCUCUGCCUGUGCAAGGUGAGACAUCCUUAACAUCAACUCCAACAAAGGCUCCUGGGACACCUCAGAUUAUUUCAACUCCUACAGCUGCUCCUACAACUUCAGAAUCCACUGAUGCAGUUGAGGCCAAAGCUGCUUUAAAACAGCUGCAGGAAGUGUUUACAAACUACAGGAAGGAAAAGUCAGAAAACGACAAAAUCCUAAACGAGCAGAAUGAGAAGCUGCAGGAACAAGUUACUGACCUACGUUCUCAAAAUGCCAAAAUUUCAACCCAGCUGGAGUUUGCCUCUAAACGGUAUGAAAUGCUACAAAAUAAUGUUGAAAGUUAUCGCAGGGAUAUUACAUCCUUGCAGGGACAAAAUCAAAAACUUUCUGCCACAGUUCAAAAGCAGGAGCAGAUCAUUAAUAUAAUUACACAAGAUUUAAGGGCAGCUAAUGAAAGACUGGCUGUAGCGGAAGUGAGAGCAGAAAACUUAAAGCGAGAAAAGGAGCUUUGUAAGAUGUCUGAGGCCAGACUCACACAAGAACGAGACUCAUUGAUUGCUGAGCAAAGAGGGCAAAAUCUGCUGCUAACAAACUUACAAGCUAUACAAGUUGCCUUGGAACGAUCGGAUACCGAGAUCAGGCAAAGAUAUACCAACCAAAUAGAGAAGCUGGAGCAAGAGUUGGCUCAGAUUAAGAAGAAAUUAGAACAUGAAGUAGAACAAAAACACUUGCUGAGCAAGAACCAAGAUGUUCAGGUCUUGGAUUUGAAGAGGCAGUAUGAAUCUGAAAUAAACCUUCACAAUAAAACAAAGGAACUUCUGAAAAACUCCAACAAGGAAAUCUCUGUUUUGAAGCAACAGCUGAGUAAUUUUGAAGCACAGCUUGCUUCUCGCUCAAGCCAGCAGACUACUGACAAAGGCAAAGACAGUGGUGAAGAUAUUGAGGAGCUAAAGACUAAGCUGAGACAGUCAGAAGAGCAACUUAAUGAUCUUAAAGAGCGUCUGAAAACUGCAACUAGUAACGUGGAGCAAUACAGAGCCAUGGUGCUUGGUUUGGAAGAAUCUCUUAAUAAGGAAAAACAGAUCACAGAAGAAGUCCGUAAAACUAUUGAAACUCGCAUGAAGGAGGCAUCAGAGUACCAAGCACAGCUGGAAAAGAAAAUGGUGGAGGCUGAGAAGGAGAAGCAAGAACUGGCAAAUGAGAAGCACAAAGCUGUAGAAAAUCUAGAGCAACAAUUGGUACAGCUCAGGCAGAGUCUCUCUAACCUCCAAGGAGAAGUCCAGCAAGCUCUUCAGAGGGCUGCCACAGCUUCUAACAAUGAGCAGGAGGCCCGACAGGAUUGCCAAGAACAAGCUAAAAUUGCUGCAGAGGCACAGAAUAAGUACGAACGGGAGCUCAUGUUGCAUGCAGCUGACGUUGAAGCGCUUCAAGCUGCGAAGGAACAACUGGCCAAUACUUCUGAGACACGUCAGAAGCUGGAGGAAACGGCACAGAAAGCAGAAUCCCAACUACUAGAGUCUAAAGCUUCCUGGGAAGAGAGGGAGAGAGUUCUUAAGGAUGAGGUGUCCAUGCACCUGUCCCGCUGUGAAGAUUUGGAUAAGCAAAACCGGCUAUUACUUGAUCAGAUAGAAAGCCUCAGCAAAAAGAUGGUCACCUCUGUUCAGGAAGGAUCUUUGAAUAUUUCCUUCAGCGAAGAGGGCAAAUCCCAGGAGCAAGUUAUGGAGAUUCUCAGAUUUGUACGACGGGAGAAGGAAAUUGCAGAAGCAAGAUUUGAGGUAGCCCAAGUGGAAUGCUUACGUUACAAACAAAGGAUAGAGCACAUGGAAAGAGAGAUGAAUGAACUGCAGGACAGUCUGAAUGCAGAACGGGAAAAGGUCCAGGUGACUGCUAAAACAAUGGCCCAACACGAAGAACUGAUGAAGAAAACUGAAACUAUGAAUGUUUUAAUAGAAAGCAACAGGCAGCUGAGGGAGAACAAAGAAAAGCUGGAUCAGGAACUACAGCAACUGCAAGCCAAGAUCCGAAAACUUGAAUCAAACAUUUUGCCGCUUCAAGAAUCCAAUACAGAGCUGAGCGAGAAGAGUGGUAUGCUACAGGCAGAAAAAAAACUUCUGGAGGAAGACGUGAGACGGUGGAGGUCUCGAACACAGCACUUACUGAAUCAACAAAAGGAUACCGAUGUCGAGGAGUACAAGAAGCUAGUUUCUGAGAGAGAUGUAAAUAUUAAACGGAUUCAGCAACUGACUGAAGAGACUGGAAAGUUAAAAACUGAAGUUGCCAGAACAAAUGCAUCUUUAAGUACAAGCCAAAGCCAGCUGCAGAGUGUGAAAGAAGAGCUAACAAAAAUCAAAGCAGACAAAGAAAAUCUGCAGAAAGAGCUGGAUGCAAAAGUCUUGGAUAUACAAGAGAAACUGAAAACUAUAACACAAGUCAAAAAGAUUGGCAGAAGAUACAAAACACAGUAUGAGGAGCUGAAGGUGCAGCAUGACAAGCUGGUUUCAGAAACAUCUGCCACUGAGGCAGAGCAGUCAGAAGACAAAGCUUCUCAGAAAGAACUGCAGGAGUUAAAAGAUUCCCUUAGUCAGUCGGAGACCAAGACUUCCAGUCUGCAAAGCCAAGUGGAAAGCAUGCAGAAGACCAUUGAGGAUAAGGAAAAUGAACUGAAAGGUUUGCAAGAACAGACCUCACACUUGCAGUCAGAGUUAACAAAGCUUCAAAAAGACCUUCAGGACAAGACAACCCAAGAAGAACAGAUGCGUCGGCAAUUAAAUGAAAAGGAAGAGAAGACCAAGAAAACUUUGUUUGCAGCGAAACAGAAAUUAACACAACUUAACACUUCUAAAGACCAGUUAACAGCUGAUAAUGAGGAGUUGAAACAGAGAAAUGCUGCUCUUGAGCAGCAAAGAGAAGAGCUCGAGGUUCGAAUGAGUGCUCUGAAAUCUCAGUACGAAGGCCGAAUCUGCCGCCUUGAGAGAGAACUGAGGGAACAGCAAGAGCGCCAUCAUGAGCAGCGAGAAGAGGCACAAGAACCUACUAAGAUCAGUGAGCAAAGGCUUACGUUGAAAACCACUCAGACGUCUGGUGAUAGAGGAAUUGCAAGCAGCUCAGACCCUCCUACAGCUAACAUCAAGCCCACUCCGGUUGUGGCCACACCAAGCAAGGUAGCCACUGCUACAGUACCUGGUAACAAGUCCACACCAAGGGCUAGUAUUCGACCAAUGGUUACUCCUGCUACAGUGUCCACUCCAACAACCACCCCAACAGCAACAGUCAUGCCCACCACUCAAGUUGAGACACAAGAAGCCAUGCAACCUGAAGGUUUAAUGGAACAUGUUCCAGUAUUUGGAAGUGCUAGUGGAUCUGUUCGUUCCACCAGUCCAAAUGUACAGUCAUCUCUUCCACAAACGAUGUUAACUGGCCAGCAGCAAACUCAAGCUACAGCCUUUGUUCAGCCCACUCAGCAGUCACACGCUGCUGUAGAGCCAUCCACUCAAGAGCCAAGUCUGGUGGAAGUUCAGAGUUCUCCGAUUGAGAGACCAACUACAUCCCUGUUUGGCAAUUCAACUGCAAGCUCUUCAGCACCCAAGCGAGCACGUGAAGAGGGAGAAGAAAGCACAACUGAAACUGAGCAACCACAAGAAGAUCAGGAAACCCCUCAUAAUAAAAGAUUGAGAACCCUUCAGAGAGGAGGAGUAGAGGAGGAAGUGGGGGCAGAAGAAACGGUAGAAGCAGAGUCUCGAUCAUAUAACCAGGAAUCACAAGACACACAAUGUAGCUCAUUGGACUACCAACAAAUUGAGGACACUGAGGACAUGUCUCAGUCAAUCCUGGACAUAGCCACACAGUCAUCUGAUCAGUCCCAAAAUGUUCAGUCUUCACUGGAUACUCCCCCAAAGCGUGCAGAUGUAAUUGUUAUAGACAGUGAUGAGGAGGAGGAGGAAGAAAAUGAGGGCGAUCAGGAGGAUUAUGAGGACGAGGAGGAAGAUGAUGAUGAUGACAAUGGCAUGGGUGACGAAGGGGAUGACAGUAAUGGAGAAACUGGAAGCGCGGAUGGCAAUGAAGCUUAUGAAGGCGAUGAUGCUGAGGGAGCUGAUGGGACUGACCCUGGUACAGAGACUGAGGAAAGCUUGGGUACAGGAGAUGGAAACCAGAGAGCAGCUGACUCGCAGAACAGUGGGGACUCUGGUGCAGGAGCUGUUGAAUCCACGAUCACACAAGAUGCAAGAGAGCAACCUUCAUCUGCCUCUGAUCGACAAGCCCCUCGUCCCCCUCAGUCUCCUCGUAGACCACCCCAUUCCCUUCCUCCCCGUCUUACUAUCCAUGCACCACCUCAGGAAUUGGGACCACCAGCACAGAGAAUACAGAUGGCACGCAGGCAGUCCGUGGGACGUGGCCUUCAGCUCACACCUGGCAUAGGUGGAAUGCAACAUUUCUUUGAUGAUGAAGACAGGACUGUGCCUAGCACUCCCACUCUUGUGGUGCCACAUCGUACAGAUGGCUUUGCAGAAGCUAUACAUUCCCCUCAGGUUGCUGGAGUGCCUCGUUUUAGGUUUGGUCCACCAGAAGACAUGCCACAGGCUAGCUCUAGCCAUUCCGAUCUUGGACAGCUUGCAUCUCAAGGAGGCUUAGGAAUGUAUGAGACACCCCUGUUCCUGGCUCAUGAAGAGGAAUCUGGUGGUCGCAGUGUUCCAACAACACCGCUGCAAGUUGCAGCUCCUGUCUCUGUUUUUGCAGAAAACCCUGCUGCUGAUACUUCUGACCAUGCGUCUCAGUCUGUUCCAAUGGUUACAACAUCCACUGGGAAUGUGCCUACAGCUGUAGACUCUGGAGCAGCAGACGAAGGAGAUGAGGUUUUCGUGGAGGCAGAAUCUGAAGGAAUAAGCUCAGAAUCUGCACUGGAGAUGGACACACAGCAAGAAGAAGAAAGUGUGCAGCCUUCAGAGACUGAUCUUCCUUCUACAAGCCAAGACCCUCCAACUAGCAGUUCUGCAGACACGAGCAGCAGCCAACCAAAGCCCUUUAGACGAGUGAGACUUCAGCCGCAAACAACAAGGACAGGAGUUCGUGGACGUCAGUUUAACAGACAGAGAGGUGUCACUCAUGCUAUGGGAGGCAGAGGAGGCAUCAACAGGGGCAACGUCCUUUAAGAGUAUUGCAUGUCUUCUGUAUCUGUUUAACAACUUUGACAUUAUUGGUUUUUAGUGAUAGUAAAGUUUAAAGCAUUGUUUUGUAAAAGCGAAAUUAAAGUCUUUAUUAAUAAACA